UCUUAGUUGCACGGUCCGUAAAAUUUUCUCAACUUCUUAUUCCCUCUCAUAGUAACUACUUGAAUGUGGUGGCUGUGAGGGUGAAUAACAUUUCAUUUCUCUCAGUUUAUAUUCCUGAUCCACACCCUGCUAUGAUUCCUGAACUUUUGCAUAUCUUAUCAUCAGUUCCUUCCCCUUUAGUAAUACUUGGUGACUUUAAUGUUCACCAUACGUCUUGGGGUUCUCAUCAUUGUGACUCUGUUUCUCAUCAUUUUCUACAUCUAUUUGACUCUCUGAAUUUAUGUGUUCUUAAUGAUGGCUCCCCUACAAGACGUGUGUCUUUUUCACAGAAUCCUAGUAGCGCUGUGGAUAUUUCUGUUUCUUCUUCUUCACUUUCAUCUAGACUCUCGUGGCGUGUUCUUCCAUAUUCUUUUGGAAGUGACCAUUUUCCUGUCCUGUUAUCUUUCCCUGAUCCUGUGCCUUCUAUUUCUUUCUCUCCUAGAUUUAAAUACCAAACAGCAAAGGCUGACUGGCCUAUGUACAGUUUAUUGUUGGAUAAUGAAAUUGCUCGAAUUUAUGAUCAUGGUAACGAGGACGCUGCUGCUAGAUACAACAAAUUUAAGAAUGCGAUUAUCUUAGCAGCUAAUGGCUCUAUUCCACAAAAGAGACAGUGUCCUAGGAAAACUCCUUAUCCUCCGUGGUGGGACUCGGAAUGUUCUGAAGCUGUAGGAAAACGGAAAAGUGCAGAGCAAUUACUAACAUUAAAUUUUUCUAGGGAGAACUACGAUAAUUACUUAAAGAUUGCUGAUGAUUGUUCUAAAUUUCUCUUAGUUAAAAAACAAAAAGGAUGGCAAUCGUUCUGUGAAAGUCUUUCUCCGUCUACUUCGUCUUCCUCAGUAUGGAGAAAGUUGAACCGAUUUCGCGGUGCUUUUGCAUCCGAAUCAAAAGUGCAAUCAAACGAUCCUUCGGAGUGGGUCGAACCAUUUGCAGAUAAGCUUGCUCCUCCCUCGGUUCCUAUUCUGGAAGAAGUUUCACCUGUUCUCCCUUCUCUACAGUCCACUUCAAAUAAUCAAUUUGAUGAACCUUUUUCUUAUGAAGAAUUUUUGACGGCCAUUAGUCAUCUUAAGGACUCCUCUCCUGGUUACGUUUGGGUCAUGCGUGUUACCCGGUAUUAUUAUGUAAACGUCGUAUUAAGGAUACGUCGGUGUGUGAAUGUGGAUUGGAUGAGGGUAAUCUAGAUCACAUAUUUUUUGAAUGUAACAAAUUAACCUCUUCUUUGUACGAUUUGCUCCCUCCAUUUAUACCUCGCCCGACGAAUAUCACAUCUUUACUUCGAUUAGUCUUUACACCGUUCAUUUCCAUUUUAUGUCAUUUUAUCAGUCAUAAUAACAUUAAAUUAUAAUUAUACAUAUAUAUAUAUAUAUAUAUAUCCUAAUAACAAAACAGGAGAUAAUAGUUCUUCAUAAUUCCGUAUUUCUUAUUUAUAACUUGCUGUUGGCAUUCCUGUUAAUACCCGAAUAACUAAAAACGCCUCAACUGACUUUGGCAAAGGCCCUCGAGGCUGCCAUUCCCAAAAAAAAAAAAAAAAAA
Leguminivora glycinivorella is the source of this 1569-nucleotide messenger RNA. RefSeq lists its product as uncharacterized. The coding region runs from base 132 to 1217 and encodes 361 amino acids. NCBI's taxonomy places the organism in Eukaryota, Metazoa, Arthropoda, Insecta, Lepidoptera, Tortricidae. The transcript has 2 exons. The record is from RefSeq and is a predicted model, not a curated record. Gene Ontology annotation, molecular function: catalytic activity.